GUCAUAUGGAAGUGUUUGCUCAUGUAAUUAAUGAAUAAAAAGUGUGUUCAUGAUUUUACUAGUGCUAAAUUGACUUCACUAGAUACUUUGAACGUUUUGGGGCGUGUCUUUGCCAAGCAUACAUGUAAAAAUCGAUUUCGAAAUAUUACACAGAUAUUACAAGCAGGUAAUCAGCAGUAAAUGAUAUAAGAUCUCCUGUUGCAACAAGAAAAGAAAAUGACUGACAAACAACCUCCGGCUUAUGGUGCUCCACAGCAGCCAGGUUAUGGACCUCCUGGACAGCAGCCGGGGUAUGGACCUCCUCCCGGACAACAUCCGGGCUAUGGACCCCCUCCCGGACAACAGCCAGGCUAUGGUCAGCCCCCAUACGGCCAGCAGCCAUAUGGUCAGCCAGGUUAUGGCCCUCCCGGACAGGGAUAUGGAGCUCCUCCCCAGCCAUAUGGACAACCUGGAUAUCCUCAACCAGGUAUGCCGAUGCAGGGUCAGCAAGCUGGUCAGCCAGCUGCCCAGCAGUGGAUGCAGCGUCCUGAGGGUCUUCCUGGGUGUCCCCCAGGGCUGGAGUACCUCUGUCAGAUUGACCAGUUGCUUGUGAAACAACAGGUGGAGCUACUGGAGGCCCUGACUGGUUGGGAGUCAGCCAACAAAUACAAGAUCCAGAAUAGUGUAGGACAGCAGGUCUACUUUGCAGCAGAAGAGUCUGAUAUGUGUGCAAGACAGUGCUGUGGACCACAACGUGGAUUUACCAUCCACAUCACUGAUAACCUUGGACAGGAGGUUGUUCGAGUGACGAGGGAGUUUAAAUGCUGCGCUGGCUGCCCGUGGUGUGCUUGUACUGAGGGGUUGGCCCAUGAAGUGGUUGUUGAGAGUCCUCCUGGGACCGUCGUGGGAUAUGUGCUUCAACAGCAGAGCUGUAUUGAACCGAAGUAUGCGAUCAUGAACGCGUCCAGGGAGGAAAUCUUAACUAUCAAGGGUCCCAUGUGUGUUAUCUCUGGACCCUGUUGUCCAGAUGUGGAGUUCAUAAUACAUUCAAAGGAUGGCACGACAGAGGUGGGAAAGAUCAGCAAGCAGUGGAGCGGUGCGGUCAGGGAGUACUUCACUGACGCAGAUAACUUUGGAGUGUCAUUCCCGAUGGAUCUUGAUGUGAAGAUGAAGGCCACCAUGAUCGGAGCUGUCUUCUUGAUUGACUUCAUGUACUUUGAACAGUCCGGGAACCAGAACAGAAACAACCACUACUAGAAUGGCACAGUCCGGGGGACCAAAACAGGAACGACCACAACAAGAAUGUCACUGUCCAUAUGACACAAAAAUUGGCGGGGGGAGAUUGAAUGUUUGUGUGCCAUUUGACAAACAUGACGCAAAUAUUAAGGAACAAAUUUAUUAUUGUUUUUUAUGGGACAGAGGAUAAAAAACCAUUAUUUUUUUUAUUUAUAUAAUUUUCUGUUGUUUCUUUUCCUGUGAAGGAGGAUGUUACCCAUAAACUUACGUAUGCGUUAUCUGGACUUUUUUGCUUGCAAGCAGCACAACCUUUAAUGUUAUAUUUUACUUGCUUUACUUUAAAACAUCUUGAAACGUAUUUCAAUAAACAGGAAGUUUUUUGUGAAAAAUCAGGAAAUGGGGAACAAAAAUAAAUAAUACGAUUUAGAACAUAAUAUAUGACACAUGUCACAAAAUGAUGUUGAAGGCCUUUCUUUGAUUUAAUGAAGUUUUAAAUGUACAUUUAAGUGUCAUGAAAUAUUAUAAAGAAUGCAUAUUAAAUUUGAGGGAUUUUCUGUGAAUAAAAAUAAAUGAACAAGGCUAAGCAGAUUUCCUGGCAUAUCAGUUAUAUAUAAGAACUAAUGGAUCAAAUACUGAAAUUGUGAAUUUUUGCCUUAAUUAUAUUAUUUAUUUAUUUUUUUUUCUUGAAAGCUAAAAACAUUGCUUUAUUCCAAUUAAGGAAUUGAAUAACCACCUGAUAGGUGAUUUAAUUCCUCGGAAAUAUGCUUUUGUUCCAAACUUACAUUAUUAAAAGCAAAAAGAUACAUAUAAGUCUUACUCACAGGUUAGUACUAUUUUACAUGAUUUGCAACUGUGAUUAUAUUUUAAAUGAUAAUUAUAUUUCUUUUUAUUGUUUGUUUAAUCUAGACAACCAUUUUAUGUGGGAAUUGAUUGUGUAAAUCCAUUAAUUGUUGAACGCCAUACUGUUAUAUUUCUAUGUUUAAAAUUUGCAUGCAUGUUAACUUUUGACAUCUUUCAGAAAAAAAUCAUCAUGAAUGAUGCCCAUUUUGACAUUCGGCCAACAACAAGGAUUGUAAACUUCAAAUCAAGUCAAGUCAAUAUUUGUUUAUAGUCAGAGUUCAUGUAACAUUUAAAACAUAUGCUUUGUAUAGUUUUUUACCGACAUAAUCAUUUAACAAAAGGACACUAAAUGAGAGGCAAAUUGAACUUGAUGCUAAAAUUUAAAUAAGUCUCUUGCAAAAACAUUAGGCAAUAAGCCCUUCUGUUCUCAACAGUAUUACAUAUAUAUGAUAUUUGUAUAGUCAAUGGUUAUCCAAAUAUCAAUGUACUUGGUAUAUAAAUACAAUUUGUAUCAUUUAAAACAAUACAUGAAAUAAAGUGUUAGGAGAGUAUAACCAUUUAUCCAUAAUAAUUAUAUGUUUUCUUAAUGAUAAUUAUAUGUUUUCUUAAAUCUUAAGCCUUAAAUACAGAUGUCUAUAUAAAUACAGAUGUCUAUAUAAAUACAGAUGUCUAUAUUCGUUAAUGCUUUUUUUGUAUGGGAUUAUUCUGAAACAAUGUGCUUGUUGAACAUGUUCUGAUAUUUUUGUACACAUUUUUAUACAUUUCUUUGGGCCAAUAUUCUCUACAAUUUUGAGCCCAACUUUGAGACUCAAACACAGAAGAAGCCAGAUCUUAAUUUUGUUGUAAAAAUGUUAUUCAAUAGCAAAGAUGAAAACAAAAUGUGUUGACUGUCACAAACCACCUGUUUUAUAAUCAGGCGCACCUUUGGUCCAAAAAAGUUACAUUAUAGAUAUUUUGAAACAUUUAAGGAAUUAAGCCUAAGUCUGAAACUUGAGUGAAAACGUUCUUGAAUACAGACCCUGGAUUAAUCUUCGCCUUGUUGUGUUUUUCAAAAUGCUUUAUCUGUGUGUUUUAAAGGGCAGGUUGGUUUUUAAAGAUUUAGCUUGAUGCUAAACAUGAAAAUACAUUAGUGUGGCCUUCAAUGGGUGUUAUUGAUGAUAUAUGUAUAUUUGUCUUCUUAUUCCAAUGAACAGCAUUAUCUUUAUAUGUAAACACGUGUUUGUAUUUUAGAUAUAUUCUUUUGUUGUAUAUCAAUAUGUACAUGUCAUAUGCUUUUGCAAUUUCAAUCUGAUUUUAAAUUAUUCCAACUUCAUGCAUACAAUUGUAAAUAUGUUCCUGCUGUUCCACGUUCAGUUUUAUGAGCAUAAAUAGUAUUUUUCAUCAUCUUUCAUGAAACUACUUUCCUCCUUAAUCAGUUUCUUAAUGGGAGUUCAUUUUAUUCUGGGAGUUCAUUUUAUUCCCAUUUACUUAUGUGGUAAGGGUUAUGUGAACAUUUAAACAGAGCUCAUAUAUUUAUAUUUUAUUGAAUAAACUCACAUUUAUUUUAAUGAUUAUGAUGAAUUCCUUAACUGUGAUUAUUUUGAAUAGAAUUGAGAACUAUUAUGAUAAAGCCUUGUAUUAUACUAUAUCUUCAACAUAUUAUUCUUUUCUAGUUGAAAUGGAAAGGAAUACUAUUUUAAAGAUAUAGUAUUUAUAAUAUGUCAAAAGCUUCAUCUUUCUCCAGCAUAUUUGCUUGUUGUAUUCAGCAUGUCUUUUGUUGUAGACAAUGGCUUAUCAGACUAGUUAUUAAGUGAUUAUUUUACCUUUUAAAUCUUAGCUAUUUUAUAAUGAUAAUAUUUUUUCUUUAAUUUUUGGGGAAGAUGAAUCUUUUUAUGCUUUUCAGAGGUUUAUAGAUGUUUAUCAGUGAAAUAAAAAUUAUAUUUCAAUGUUUCAAAACAUAUAUUCAAUUUGAUAUUUUUCAGGGGUAGGACAUUAUUAAAAUGUUGACAUUUUUUAAAUGACUUUCAUUUCACAUACAAUUUGAUGAUGUUUUUGAAAAACUACAAUCAAAUGUCAUUUUAUAUCCUUUCUAGCAUAUAUAAAAAGAAAAUAAUAUUGUUUCAGUGUAUUUCAGCAAGAAAAAUCACCACAUGAAGACAACAGUAAUUAUUUCACUCAUGACUAUGCCAUUUGUGUCUUUUGAUUUUUAUUGCUAUCUUACACUGAAACAAACAAUAACCCUCUGUUAAUUUCCCAUCAAAUAAUUAUAUACAUAUUUGUUGGGGAGAAUAUUGCUCUAUUUAAGGAUGCUCAACAUUUCCUCCACUGGCGUGUCCUUUGACCAAAGUGUUUUAUUUUUUUUAAUUUAUUUAAAUGGUACAAGUGUUGAUUGCUUCAUUUUUUUCACAGUAUCUCAUAAUUUAUAAUGAUUCAUUGAUUGUACUUGUCUACUUUAUACUAAAGCAAAGGAAAUUGGUUGUUAUAUAAUCAUCCUUGUUGCUUGAACAAACUUGUGUACUUCUUGAGACUAUUUAUAGUCCAUAGUCAAUAGAUCAGGUCAACAUUGUCAAUGUUUUGAUUUUUUUCUCCUUUUUUUCUGUUUUAUGGCACUCGAAGCAUUGCAAUGACGAAAUAGCAAUACUUUCUUCUAAAAUAUAUUAUAUAAAUCAUAUAUAUAGAGUUUUAGAGUUUAGUUCUAUCAAAUUAGGCAAUAUUCCCACUCCUUCACAUAUAUAUGUAUGUGUGUUUUAUGUAAGGAGUAAGUGUAAACUAUGUACCAAGCAUAUAUAAUGUGUAAUAUCUAAUAUAGUGUACAUUGUUGCUUAUAUUAUAUAGAGGAUGGAAAAUGUUUUAAUCUUAGCCUUGCUUUAUCAUUUCGACAAUCUUAUAUAUCCUUUUAAUAUUCAGUAAAUGUAGUGAUCAUAGUUACUUUAUUUCAUAGUUUUUAGAGUUCUAUUAAACAUUCAACAGAUCUUGA
Messenger RNA from Mya arenaria, 5011 nucleotides. RefSeq names its product phospholipid scramblase 2-like. Lineage: Eukaryota; Metazoa; Mollusca; Bivalvia; Myida; Myidae. Gene Ontology annotation, biological process: plasma membrane phospholipid scrambling. Gene Ontology annotation, cellular component: plasma membrane. The transcript is spliced from 11 exons. The record is from RefSeq and is a predicted model, not a curated record. Gene Ontology annotation, molecular function: phospholipid scramblase activity. Bases 217 to 1236 code for a protein of 339 amino acids.